Molecule: messenger RNA, 1851 nt
Organism: Capsicum annuum
Lineage: Eukaryota; Viridiplantae; Streptophyta; Magnoliopsida; Solanales; Solanaceae
Exons: 12
Coding region: 1-1851 (616 amino acids)
Biological process (GO): proteolysis
Molecular function (GO): cysteine-type peptidase activity
Source: RefSeq, a predicted model, not a curated record
AUGGUAAUAAACGUCUUAAGCCGGAAGGGAGUACGUAUGGUAGCUUGGCUUCUAUUUCAGCUUCUCAGAGAAAUCGCCUUCUCAGAAGGAAAAAGAAUCAAAAAAAUCCAGAAUAAAAGGAAAGCGAAAGAAAUUGAAGGUUUGACUAAGGUUGAUGAGCAUGUUCAGAUCUCUUUUGAUGAUGAUUCUGAAGAUGUUAGCGAGGAAAAGGAUCCACCACCAAGAAAGAGCAACGAACAUUCAAAGAAGAAACAGAAGCUUGAUUCCUCAACACCAGUAGUGAAGGAACCUUUAAGGAAAAAUCAAGUACACUCAAAGCCAGAUAUUCAUGUAGAGGAAGUAACUGUGUCAAAGCCUGAGAGUCAUGUUGACAAACAAGCCUUUAUUUCUAAGAAAGAUUUUGAUGCAUUCCGCGAUGAGGUUCAUCGCGAAUUUAAAGGAAUUCGUGGUCUAAUGAGAAAAAAAUUCAGAAAGUUGAAGAAAGUAUUUGCUCAAAGAAAGGAGCAGGUUGAAGAUAUUGAAGCAGAUAAUGCAGUAAAUAUUGAUAAGGGAGGGUUAGAGCAAUCUGGACAACAUUUCAGUCCUGAUGUUGUUCAAUCUUUGGAUAAUAUUUCUGACGGUGCAAAGCAACAAUAUGCAGAUAAAGAUCCUGAACUCCAGAAUAUGGAUUAUGUUGGUACCGAAAAAUCACCACAACGAUUAAGUUUGAGGUUGAUCAAGAAUUGGAGGCAAAUUUUCUUGACCAGCGAUGAGAAAAUUGAUGAAAUAAUUUUGUCUGAUUCACAAUUCACAAUCCCUGAUGAGAUGUUACCUAGCCUAAAUAUGUUUCAAAUACAAAGCAUCAUCAUACAUCCAUCGACAAACCGUCAAGAAGACUCUCAUCAUGAAAUUUUGGAUGCAAAAACUUCUGAGACUGAUAUUGAAGAUCAUGAUCAAAUCAACAGAGAAAUCACUGAUUCAGAGGUAGAACUUAAUACCGAGGAGCAAGUUAGAACACCUCCUAAUAUACAAAAAGUAACCAAUGAUGAACAAAGGGAUGAGAAAUUAUGGCCUGAUUCACAAAACACAAUCCCGGAUGAGUUUCUACCUAGCUUGAAUGUCUACAAUCAAAAAAGCAUUAUCAUUCAUCCAUCCGCUAAUCAUGAAGUAAAAACUCCCAGACCAAAGUUAAGGAUUAGGCGACCAUCAAAAUUCAAGGAAUCGCCAUACACCGAAAAAUUUGGUUCAGCUGCUGGGAGAUCAGCAGGGGUAACACGCAUAUUCCCCCACAAACAUCUAUUUUUAUAUCACCCGAUUGAUGGGAUAAAAAAUAGAAAGAUUGUGAAGAACUUCGCGGCCUGGAUUUCUGCGGACCUAUUAAAAGCUACUGCUAAGAGGAAAGGAAAAGUGGAUCAUUACAAGAGGGAAAAAUCAAAAAUUUCAAAGAUGCAUUUUGGUGUUGAGACUGUGGAAGACAAAAAUUGGUUCUAUAUGAUGGGAUUUGCAGAUCAGACAUGGACAGUCUUGAAUAUUGAUGUCUGCUUUUACUACUUGAGGAAGAAGUCGAAGUAUGGGCCGCACAGUUCGUACAAAAAUGAGCCAAACAAAUCAUACAACUACAGUACAGUUGACUGCAACUUUAUGAACGUAAUUAAAUCGUUGAAUGAUGUAUAUUCUAUGGAUGCUCAAAAUCUUAAAGAUGGGGGUCAGGAGCACCAUCUUAUGGAAUACAUCAAUGGGCUCCGUAUGCAUGCCGCAAUGCCAUGGCAUACAGUCGAAGAUAUUUUUAUUCCGAUCAAUAUAAAGGAAAAACAUCACUGGGUUCUCGCGGUUUUAUCAUUUUCAGAGAGGUGUAUAUUCUUGUAUGAUUAA